CAGACCAACCUCUCAGGACUGGGGGCUCCGCGCGCUCGCCGUGCCCGCCUCUUAGUCGCCUCUCUCGGGGCGGCAGGCACUUUUAGGCGAGACCGUACACCGCUUCGACGCCUGCAAGUUUGGGCAGAAGCUGCACGCGUAAGGGGUGACUCGCCACCACUCGGGCUUCGCUUGCUUAGCGUGGGAGCGGCGAAGAGGCGGAGGGAAACCAUCCCUGGAAGUGGACAGUAGCUGUGGCGCCCCUCGUUCGGGUCGCGCUGCCUUCUGGUGCUCGCCUUGGGGCGACGAAACCGCCUCCUUGCUGGCUGGGGGGCGGGCGGGGGAAACUUUUAAGUUAGAACUCCGAAGAGGGAAGGCUUUUCUGCAGCCGCGGCCAUUUCCAGGAGCCGCGGCCCCUCCUCGCCCAGAGCCUCUGUGUUUAAAUGUUUGUAAACAAUGAACGCCGGCAAGGAUUUGCGCCUCUGUGUGGAGGUGGUCAAAGAUCGUCUUUAUUUUGCCAUUCUUUUCCAUAAACCAAAGAGUGGUAGUGCAAGCACACACUAUUUCUGCAUAGAUGAUGAAUUUGUAUAUGAGAACUUCUAUGCAGAUUUUGGACCACUCAAUCUGGCAAUGAUUUACAGAUACUGUUGCAAGCUAAAUAAAAAAUUAAAGUCCUUUACCAUGUUAAGGAAGAAGAUUGUUCAUUAUUGUGGCUUUGAUCAGAAAAAGCAAACCAAUGCAGUCUUCCUCAUAGGCUGUUACACAAUAAUAUAUCUGAGAGAAUCUCCAGAAACGGUAUACAGACAUUUAUUAUCUGGAAAUGCAUCGUAUCUUCCUUUCAGGGAUGCUGCGUUUGGUACUUGCAGUUUUCAUCUGACGUUGCUUGACUGUUUUCAUGCAAUAAAUAAGGCUUUGCAGUAUGGCUUCCUUGAUUUCAGUUCAUUUGAUGUAGAUGAAUAUGAGCAUUAUGAGAGGGCAGAAAAUGGAGACUUUAACUGGAUAAUACCCCGAAAAUUCAUUGCCUUCAGUGGACCUCACUCAAGAAGUAGAAUUGAAAGUGGUUAUCCACAUCAUGCCCCUGAGGCCUAUUUUCCCUACUUCAGAAGACAUAAUGUUACCACUAUAAUCCGCCUGAACAAGAGAGUGUAUGAUGCAAGAAGAUUUAGAGAUGGAGGCUUUGAACAUUAUGAUCUCUUCUUUGCCGAUGGAAGUAUACCUAGUGAUGCCAUCGUCAAAGCAUUCCUAAAUAUUUGUGAAAAUGCUGAAGGUGCUAUAGCAGUUCAUUGCAAAGCUGGUCUUGGCAGAACUGGCACACUUAUAGCCUGUUAUAUUAUGAAGCAUUACAGGAUGACUGCUGCUGAAACUAUUGCCUGGAUUAGAAUAUGCAGACCUGGCUCUGUGAUUGGAUCACAGCAGCACUUCUUGUUAGAGAAACAGUCAGAACUUUGGAUGGAAGGUGACAUUUUCCGUUCAAAGCUAAGGAAGACCCAAAAUUGUGUUGUUACAAAAAUUCUUUCGGGAGUGGAUGACAUUUCAAUUACUGAUUCAAAAAGUCAGAAUGGCAGCAGGAAAGAUACUGAACUGUACAGUGAUGAAGAAGAAACAAACACAGUUACGCAAGGGGAUAAGCUUCGUGCCCUGAAAAGUAAAAGGCAGUCAAAAGCAAGCUCAAUUCCACUAACAGUAAUUCUACAAUCCAGUGUUCAGAAAAGUAAACAGUCUGAACCUAGCAUUUCUGACAAUGCAGGCCUUACUAAAAGAACUACCAGGUCUACUGCAAGAAAAAGCAGUUUUAAAAGUCUGAUGCCUCAGAGGGAAAGAAGGAAAAGGGAAGCUAUACAACAAAUGCGCUCAUGUGCUCCUAUCCCAAGAACAAGAACUGUUUUGCGUUAAGUGAUCGAAAUUGAAGAGGAUGCAGUUGAUAAAUGGGAUAUUGCUGUCAAUUAAAAAAAUUGAAGAGGAACUUUUAACAAAAAGCAGUGGUCUAUUUUAACAUUUAGUUUGCAUUUUUUUAAGCUUGAAGAGAACUCUUGUGCAAAGGCCCCAAAGGUAUUAUGACCGUAAGACUGGUUUUUAAAAAAUGUUGGAGGCAUUCCGAAAUGUAAAGAUAAUUAUGGCCUGUAAAUUUUAGCCUUGGAUUUAACUAACCCUCUUCUAACAAGAGAACUUGCAUUUCUGUUUGAUGCUUGUGUACAAAAUGUGAUGGCAAUCACUUAACUUCUGUCCACCACAAACUGAUUGUAGGAAGCGUUUUAGCUACUUGAUAAUUUACAAGUCAUUCCAAAGUGAUUUCUCUCAAGCUAGAGAAAGAGAAAUUAGGAAGAAACAUUCCUUUUGCUCAUAACAUGUUCAACUUUGACUAUCCUAAUUUUAUUAGGAUUUUUAUCAUUUAUAAUUGGUUUCUAAACCAAAACCCACCAAAGAGUGCUUUAUUUUCAUGGUUUUAUUUUCAGAUUUUUGUGUUACACAGCUGCCUAAAGUGUUACUUAUUACUUUUAAAUAACACACGCUUCUCUGAGGAUUAAUGAGAGAGUACUGUAUUUUGAAGCCACUUUUGAAACAGGCUCUUCUGUGCAGGUACUAGAAUGUGGGAAGAAAAAUGAUUGUAAAGCUACUGCAAAUAAUAGGGAAUUGGACAAAAUGCACUCAUUAAGGAGGGCUUUUUCACACACACCCAUAUCGCAUAUCUCAUACAAGUCUUUGAAAAUGGAUGAAGGGAUGGGUUGGUCAGUAUGAGGCCUGUUCUCAAACAUCACCUCUCUCAGCACUAGACACUCUGGCAGUGGUUCUCCCAGAUUUCAGGCAGGAGAUUUUCCUAGCCCUACCUGAAGAAGCAGGGGUCUGAAACUGUGGGCCUUCUGUACACAAUGUACGGGCUCUACUACUGAGCUUCGGUUCCAAUGGAGCCAUGACCGAGGAGGUAAAGUUGUGUUAGCCUCCUUUCUGUUCACUCUGUCUGGUUUAUUGAAACUGGGCUGUGCCCUUAAUAAUUGUAAGCCCCAAUCUCAGAGGCUUUUGAGCAUCCUAUGCAGGGUGGGAAGAAUGACAUCUGCGAUCUUUGCCUCCCUGUCCUCUUGCCCUGCAUUUUUUGCUAGAUCGUUUUUUUUGUUUGUUUUUUUUUUUUGCCUGUCUAAUGAAGGUGUUUUGUAGGGGGGAAAGAGACUGGCAGAACCUCAAGAUAAGUUGUAUCCUGGCCUCUCCAGUCUCCUCCUCUCCCUACCCAGCGAAAUACCCGCUUUCCCCCUCUGAAAUUGAGUCUGCCUUGCUGUUUUCAAAUGGGAUUCCUCCCUGUUGCAGAUUUGAAAGAGUAGAGAAUCCAUACUUCGGAUGGGUGUGCAAGAUAGGGAUCUGCUCAACAUUGUCUGCUUUGUAGAUUAUAGUUUUUUUCAUUUACCAACCCUAAUAUCCUAGUAGAGCAGGAAUGGUGGGAGUGCAAAGUUUUCUUUGUCAUGCUGACGGCAGCAUGCCAGAGCCAAAACUGAGUAGACCCAUCCCAGUUCUUUUCCAAAGCAGCAGGCUGCCCGUAAAAGAGAAGACCACUCUUGUUGGGAGAUUUGAACGGAUUACUUGCCACAGGUUGCCCACUUCUGCAGGUGCCAGCUACUCAGGCUCAUGCCUUACACAAUAGCAUUUACUAAAGUUUCUAUUAUGGAAUCCAAGUGUGUUUAAAACAUUAGCUUUGUCAUUAUUAAGUUUGUGUUUUUAAAAUAGGGAAACCAAUUGUAUAUGUCAAUUUGUACACUCAUCCCAUACCUCCAGCAUUUACUAUGAAAGAUUGAGGUUGCUUACAUACUAGUUUCUUGUUCUUUGGUGUGUUCAACUAAGUAGCACGUAGACACACUAGUGCUGGGCUGAAAAUUUCUUCCACACUUCUUUCAAUCAUGUUCUCAUUCAACUUGAUAGAAAAGAAAUUGCUUUGAGAGGGAAAUUCAAAGGAGAAGUAAAUUUUGGAGAAAUUGUUGUGGGUUGGGUUCAGGGUUCUUGUGCUUACUUAUGAGAUAGCCAAGAAGUGAGUAUCCUCUCUUUCAUUGUACAAACAUCUCUCCAGCAGCCUAUAACUUCCUCAGCUACCUGCACUUCAAUUGAAGCCCAGGGGAAGACAUUAAGUUAACUCCUCCCAUUGGGCAUUUUCAGAUCAGGAAGUGCAGGCAGCUGUGCUACAUGCCCUGCCAAUGGCGAGCUGUACCCCUCAGAAACUGUUAGAAAAGUUCUCUACCCUGCUGGAGAAAUUUAGUGAAAUUGUUUCCCCAAUUUCUCUGGCCAAAUAGGAUGGAAAUUUUUGAGAGGACGUUAACACACGUCUCUAAAUAAUACAUCUCAUAGCAGAAUGAAUUCCUUGUCUAUUCACACCAUGUACAAGUAUAAAUCACUGCAAAUUAUAAAUUUGAAUAUAUAAGUUUUUGAAUUUUGUUACCUGCUUUACUGAAGGCAGUAGGGAUGUACAGAUUUUGUUUAAUCCAUUCCUGUCUGUGUUCCAUGGAUUAUUAAGCAGCUUGUUCUAUUAACUGCUCAUUGAUAGAAUCAGAAUUCUUUUUCAUAACAUACAACAUUUUUGUUCCACUUGCACAAAAUGUUCCAUGGCAUCCACAGGACUUAGAAAAAGCUGUUUUACUGCAGAAUACACAACUCAUUUGAAUCCGCUGCAGAUUUUUACAUCUUUCUGGUUUUAAAGGACAUACUAAGUUUCUUUGAAUCAGUUUUAUAAGACCUACCCAGACAUUUAUUGCCAUACUUGUAGCCAAGUUUGUUAAUUUUACUCACCUUACAUUUAUACUGCUAUAACAAAAAUUGCAGGUAUACCUUGUACUCUUAGCAGUAGAAAUAUGUCCAGUGAUAAAAUGUUUCUCUGUAGAUUCAGAAGGCUUUUAAGAGAGAGAUUAUUUCAAAUUAAUGGGACUUUUAGGUAACCUUCUCUUAAAGUUGACAGAUCCCAUUGAUAUAUUUUGAACAGUCAAACCAGCCUUAUAACACAAGCACUUGUCAUCCCAUCUAAUUUUAGCUUGCAUCCUAAAAUUCAAGUCUGAGAACCAAACUAUGCCUUGUGUCCAGCCAUUAGUUUGAUUAGUGUGCCUAAUGGAGUGAAGUUCAGACCAACGCCUGGCACAUUUGCUGAGGUACUUAGUUUUUCUUAACAGUUUAUAGUAUACUUUGUCCAUUUCUAAUGAAGUAAAGGCAUAGGGAUGAUAUAGCUCUAUAAUAGUUCAUGACAAAAGAUAAUUCCCCUUUUCAAAUUCAUUUAGGGUCUCCCUUUUGAUGGCUAAUUGUCUUGAGAUCAUGCUGUUGCCUUGUAAAGUCAUUGUAUGUAGCCAUAAGUGCCAUUUGGUAGGUUCAGAGUCCAUCCAUGACCUCCAGCUAUAUAAUUUUAUGCUCAUGGAGAAUAACAGACCAAUCCAAGGAGGUGGUUAGGACAGGAUUAGCAUGUGCAGUUUUGAGAUUAGCAGUAGGCCCUUGAUAGAACUACAGAGCCUUGCUGGUUUACUGUCUGGCUCCCCAAUUCCCCCCACACACACACACACACCUUUGCUGCACUAAACACUGGCCCAGAGUUAAUGGCCCACCAUUAAUUUAGAACCCAAUCCUGGGCAUAAUUGGUAUGAAGCCCCGAAGACUUCAUUAGUAGUCACAGAAAAGUGCACCUGGAAUUACAAUAUUUGUAAUUACAACGAUAGCAGGGCUCACCUUGAACUAUCUAUCUAUUCACACCUUUCUGCUUAAGGUUACAGAAAUCCUAGUAGCGCUAGUGCAAUCGAUGGAUGCUCAAAAUGGCACUUCGCCUAGUGUUGUCUGUUAACAACAGUUUCAGUUCAUGUGUCUCAAGCCACAUUUAAAUAACAGCCUGACAUUAGGCCAGAAAAAUAUCCCCCAAUUUCGAAGUGAUUGUGUAUAUGGAGUAUAUUUGUUGAAUCUUUCCAGGCUUGUAAACCAAAGAAGUUUCUCAAUACUUUUCAAUUGCAUUAUUAGCUAUAGUUUGCAGCUGAUAAGCAAAUGGCACUUCAGACAUUUUGCCUCUUAACACUCUACAUACCAAAUGAAAUUAUUUCACCUCUGUACUGGUUAGCACAAUUGCAGUACAUUUUUCAAAUUCUGCACUUACAGCAAAGUUAUCCCCAAACAUUCACCUAUGAUCUUCACAGCUGUGCUGUUUAAGGACUGGAGAAAAACAAAGCUUUUUCAGAGUUGCCACUUGUCAUACCCAAUUAUGUUGUCCUGUAAUUUUUAUAUGUACUGCCUUGUAAAUUUUUGUACAGAUCAUUUGUUCAAAGUAUAUGGUGUAAUCAAUAUUGCUCAUCUUUUUUUAAAAAACGUAAUAUUUUAAAAAAAUCAGACAAAGUUUAUUUUGCUACACAUAUUUUAAGGGGAAGCUUGAUACUUAAACUUCGAAGCUUAAUUUGUAGUAUGUAUCUCUCAUUAAAUCUCUGUGAUUUGGUUAUAUAAAUACUAACUUGUAAAAAAAAGGUAUACAAAUAAAAUCUAUUGUUUAUACAAGGCUCCA
Molecule: messenger RNA, 6472 nt
Organism: Elgaria multicarinata webbii
Lineage: Eukaryota; Metazoa; Chordata; Lepidosauria; Squamata; Anguidae
Gene: CDC14B
Product: cell division cycle 14B
Exons: 15
Coding region: 436-1872 (478 amino acids)
Biological process (GO): regulation of exit from mitosis; positive regulation of cytokinesis; microtubule cytoskeleton organization
Cellular component (GO): cytoplasm; spindle pole; centrosome
Molecular function (GO): protein tyrosine phosphatase activity; protein serine/threonine phosphatase activity; protein tyrosine/serine/threonine phosphatase activity
Source: RefSeq, a predicted model, not a curated record